Mesorhabditis belari is the source of this 3138-nucleotide messenger RNA. Lineage: Eukaryota; Metazoa; Nematoda; Chromadorea; Rhabditida; Rhabditidae. The record is from the annotation of a GenBank genome assembly.
AUGGGUGCAAGUACGUGGAUCGAUGAUCACAUUCAUCAGAUCUUUUUUCGUUUCGGUUUGAUUUGUCAUCGUUACCGCUUACCAUUGUUGAUCGCUUCAAUCAUUUUCACAUGUAUUUCAUCAAUUGGAUUGAUAUGGAUUGAAAAACAAACGACAAAUGAUCCAGAGUACGUCUUUUCACCUGAAGGAGCACCAUGGAGAAAAGAAAGAGCUAUUUUAUCUCAAAAUUGGCCGCUUGAUGAGGAAAGAUUUUGGCCAGGGAAGAGCUACGACUUGAAAGGAUUCGUUGAUGUGAUAGUUGCCGGCAAUGUGAUCGAUGAGUGGGGUCGACCGAACAUUUUGAGUCUUCGCUAUUUGGAUGAAGUGGCAAGGGUUAAUGAUUACAUCAUUCACAAUCUCACCAUUCCAAUCAAUAUUGAUGGGAAGAAAUAUGAGGCCGGUUACAUUGAUUUGUGCAUGCGAUUUGAGUGGAAAUGCUUCUUCAACGAUCACCUCACAAUGUUAAUGCCAAAAUCGAGAUGGGGAAAUUUCUCAGCAGCGAUCGCUGAAUUCGCUCACGAUAUCAUCACGAAAGAAGUGAAUAUCACGUAUCCGAUUGGUUGGAAAGGAACAGAGCCAAUCUAUUUCGGUGCACUUGUCGGUGGCCCACAUCUCAAAGACGAGGAAGGUCAUUUCGAUUACGCGAAAGCCAUUCGUCUCACUUAUAACACUCGAGAGGAAAAGAUUGGGAACAUCAGUUACUUGUGGAGAAAAAAGCUCACCGACUACCUUACGAGUAAACGAAAUCCACCAUCAGAACUCCUUGACAUCGGCAUGUUCCACAAUGAAUCUCUUCCUGAGGGUCUACAAGAUGUCGCUGAUGCACUCACUCCAAAAUUUAUCGGCACUUGCACAAUUCUGAUCAUUUUUUGUUAUUCGGUCUCCAUUGUGCUGAUUCGACACGAAAAUGGAGUGCUGGCGAUCGAUUGGGUCAGAAGUAAACCGAUCGUCGCUUUUGCAGGCCUGAUGUGUCCAUUGAUGGCUGUCGCCACCUCGUUCGGCCUUGUCCUCUGGUUUGGCGCUCUCUAUAAUGCCAUCGUCAACGUAUCCCCGUUUCUUGUGCUAGCUAUCGGCAUCGAUGAUAUGUUCAUUAUGGUGGCUGUCUGGCAUCGCACAAAUCCCGAAUUGAGUCCAGCAAGACGAAUGGCUGAAACACUGCAAGAAGCCGCUGUGGCCAUCACAAUAACUUCAGUCACUGAUAUUACAACCUUCGCCAUCGGAAUGUUCACCCCUCUGCCGGGUGUUCGAAUGUUCUGUUUGUACACGUGUGUUCAAGUCAUUUUCACAUACAUCUAUCAAUUGACAUUUUUCUCACCCAUCUUAGCCUAUUCAGCCGAAAUGGAAGACCAAGGGAAACAUUCACUUUUCUUCACGAAAGCUCUCGAACCAUCGCAAGCUGAUGCAAAUUGGAAACUUCAUUUCCUCGCUGGAUCAGUGUCUCGAAAGGCUUCGUUUAAAAAGAAAGUUUCCAUCAAAUUGCAUACAGAUGAAGAAGGGAAAACUGAAGAAAAAGGAUGGAUCGGGAAAGUGAAUGGAGCGUUGAGGAAAUUGGAGACAAAAUUGGAACAUCAUGAGAGUGAUAUCGAGGGAAUCAAACGAGAGGACACGAUGGUGAAUCGCUUAUUCAAAGAAAUCAUUGGGCCGUUCAUUCUCGAGAAAACCACUCAAUGGUGUGCGCUAGCGAUUUUCUGUAUUUACCUCGGUUUCGCCAUUCUUGGAUGUUGUCAGAUACGAGAAGGAUUGAGCCCAAGGUUCCUUGUUCGAGAUAGUUUCUACUUGAGCAACUUCUACAAAUUGAUCGAUGAGACAUUUUGGAAUGAGGGUCUUCAAAUGCAAGUUAUCGUCUCGGAGCCGCCUGAUUUCUCGGAUCCGGCUGAAAGAGCCGAAUUCUCAUCCCUAGUCCGCUCAUUCGAGCACACCGAGUACACAAUGGGACACAAUGCGACAAUGCUCUGGUUGACAGCAUAUGAAAGAUAUUUGAGGGAACAACAAGAAGAAAAUCAUAUCGAAAAACCGACAAAUAAAAGUGAAUGGUACAAGCGAUGCAAAGAAUGGGUGUUAAUUGCCGGUGGGAGACGGCUCUGGGAAAUGGAUAUGGUUUGGGGAGCCGGAGCGGAUCAAUACACAUUGAAAGCCUUCCGCUUCCAAGUCGGUCUCCGUCACUACAACACCCCGGUCGAUCACACGAACAGCUGUAAAUUGAUGCGUUCAAUUGCGGCUCAAUUUGUCAAAUUCAACGUCACCACUUUCCAUGAGUACUAUCCAUUUGCGGAUCAGUACCUCGAAUUGAAACCCUCAUUGACGAGAAAUUUCGUGAUGGGUUUAUUGUCGAUGUUCAUUGUGACAGUGAUCAUGAUUCCUGAUUGGAGGGCAGCGCUGGCUGUGGUUUUGGCAAUUGGGAGUAUAAAUAUUGGUGUUCUUGGCUACAUGACUUUCUGGGGAGUGAAUCUCGAUUCAGUUUCGGUGAUCACCGUGAUUAUGUGUGUUGGAUUCGCGGUCGAUCUCUCGGCACAUAUCGCCUAUGCGUAUUCACAGUCUUACGGUACAGCACACGAGCGAGCGGUCGAAUCCCUUGAGGCGCUUGGAUGGCCGGUGUUUCUGGGUGCAUCCUCGACAAUUCUCGGCAUUUGUGUGCUCACUUUAGUCGAUUCGUACAUUGUUCAAAUCUUCUUCAAAACCGUUUUCCUUGUCAUUUCAUUCAGUAUGCUACACGGUCUUUUAUUCCUCCCAAUCAUUUUAAUGUUCAUCAUACCAGAAGAGAGACGACGAACAACCCAGAAGCAACUCCAUCCAUCAGUGAAUGCAAUAGAAGCUGAUAUUGAAUUCCCACCGCGUUUUGACUCGUCAAAGUCGGGCUCAAGUCCGUCGUCGAGGAAAAAUUCGGGUGAUUUAACAAGAAGUGACAACGAUCCUGAGGAGAAACUUCAAAGGAGAAGUAGAGCCUCAUCAUUAGCAUCUCUAAAGCAAACGCUCGAGACAAUUGGUGAAGGAAGCGAAGAUGAAGAGAGUGAAACUGAACAUGAAAUCGACGAACAAAAGGAAAAACCAGACAAUCCACCAAAAGAUGUAGAAGUUGGAAAGGAAACUACUAAACAAACU